AUGGGGGGGAACAAGGCUGAUUGGGUUGUUGUCAGGACGGAAGUGCGUUCGAAUGGCUCGGAAUUAGUUUCAGAAUUCCCACCACUGGACACGCUCGAUGAUAGUCGUCGAUUACACCUGAUCAACGCAUUUCGUCGAUAUGGCUAUCGCGUUGCCGAUCUAGAUCCUCUUCAUCUGAAGCGACCACCUGUAGUGCAUGAACUGAAGCCAGAAUUGUAUGGGUUAAAUCCAGAGAGUGUGCUGCGAGAUGUUGGUAUAUCGAUACGCGUUGCUGAUCUUAUCGAUAAACUCAACGCCAUUUACUGCGGAAACAUUGCCACUGAAUUCAUGCAUAUAAAGGAUUGGGAAGAAAGAACGUGGUUUGCACAGAGAUUCGAGGAUAUGCACAGAGUGGAGAUAAGGGCGGACGAGAAACGACGAUAUGCUGAAUUGAUGCUGAGGAGUCAGAACUUCGAUAGAUUCAUGUCGUUGAAAUUCCCGACAGUGAAACGAUACGGUGGAGAAGGU
Molecule: messenger RNA, 507 nt
Organism: Anisakis simplex (herring worm)
Lineage: Eukaryota; Metazoa; Nematoda; Chromadorea; Rhabditida; Anisakidae
Source: the annotation of a GenBank genome assembly